Molecule: messenger RNA, 282 nt
Organism: Emericellopsis cladophorae
Lineage: Eukaryota; Fungi; Ascomycota; Sordariomycetes; Hypocreales; Bionectriaceae
Exons: 1
Coding region: 1-282 (93 amino acids)
Source: RefSeq, a predicted model, not a curated record
AUGAACAACAACAAUAACAACAAGGGCGCAGGUGAGCAGCUCGGCGGAGCUCUCAACGGCCUCACCUCAACACUCGGCAACACCGUCGGCGCCGUAGGCCGCACAACUGGCAACGUGACGGGCGCGGCUACCCGGGGCGUUGGCGACACCGUCACCGCUGCGACGGGCAGCUAUGGCAAGCCCGUCGGCGAUGCCGUCGGCAACGUGGGCACCGGCGUCGAGGGUGGACUGGGUGACGUGUCCAAGGGCGUGGAGGACGCUGGCAACUGGAAGAAGCAGUAG